CGAGGGGCUCCACUGCGCGCCCUCAGCCCCACCCGCGCAGAGCUCUGCGCACCCGCGCACCUGUGCUCGGGGCGGGGCGCACCCCGACGGCCGUCCUCGGCCCCGCACCUGCGGCCGUGCGCCAUAUAUGGGGCAGCACCCGGCGCCGGCUCGUUCCGUGCUGCUGCUGUUUGUCUGGGAAAGGACAAUGCUGAUGGACUGCUGUGGAUAAAUGAUGUUCGUUCUGCACCUUGAGGGUGGGAUGCUGCCUUGCACAGCCUCCACGACAGAGGUCAUGUCUUCCUCCACAUCCAGCACCGAUGGGGCUGUAUGGAACACCACACCAAUGGACUGCUGUGCCAACAACAUGUUGGGUUGGAGGUAUGCAAUUGCCAUCUGGGUACAGUCCCUGUGGCCAAACCCAAUGGCGAUGUAGGACACAAGGGUGGCUGCCCAUCGCCGCUCCCUCCGGAAAGGAGCCAGACAGGAGAGAAAUCACUGCUGUCCAUGCCCCAAAAUCAAGAUGUGAAGUGGACAAGGCUCUGUUCUGCUGUUCCCUCUGCUGAGAUGUCAGAAGGACUCCCCAGGCAUCCAUCCACACUGAACACCUCCAUGAGACCUCUCUGCCCCAGGAAGCAGGAAGAUGCCUUUAUAUGUCCCCUUUUAGCAGCUGCUGCAAACUUCUUUUAUGCUAAAGCACGUGGAGCCGCGUUGAUUUAUUUAGCAGCGUCUCUGGAGGCUUCUUCAAGGUUAAGAUGUAGACAUCGCAUGUUAGGCUGGGCUGAAUGCUGGCAGGAAAAGACAUUUGGCUCUUCUAAUUGGAAAAACACGCCGCUUUUAUCACCCCGAGGCCAAGCCUCUACCACAGCCACACAGCACAGGGGAACACAGCGGCUCAGCCCUGGGUCCCCAGAAAGGAGCACCGUCCCCUCACUGCCCUCCAGGUCAGCCCCGGUGGUGCACCCAUCCCUGCUGAGUGCUCAGCACCGGUCACGGAGCUGUCAGCCACGCUGUGCCUCAGUUUCCCCACUGCUGCUGGCUGCCAUGGGCUGCGUGCUGAGUUUCGGCGCAGUGUGUCUAAGAAGCCCCUUCCCCAUCCAUCUCGGUGUUCCCACUGCACAACACGGAGCACACCCACUGAUGAAGGCACACAGCAUCCUCAUCUGGCCGGGCUGCCUCAGCCACGUCGGUACUCAGAGCUACAGAUACAGAGGUAAGGCUGCAUUUUUGGUGAUCCUUUGUCCCCUGUUUUGCAGGAGCCAGCUGGGUCUCCCACCACAGACAGGGAAUUGCUGUGGGCUCCCUGUGCCCCAGAGCAGCAUUGAGGCAUUGAGCCAUUGCCCCUCCUGACCCCAGACCCUGCACACAGCAGGGCCUGAAAUGGCCCUUUCCCAGACAUCUCCGUAAGCAAUGCCUUCAGUCUCUGCUUAAUGACUCCCAGCCAUCCUUCCUCCUUGCAGAAGCCAGCAGCACAGCAGGCAGGGCAGAUCCCCAGCUCCUGCUCCCCCCAUUCCAAACAGCAACUUUGGGGUCUCACAGCAAACCCCAUCCCACCAGCAGCAAACCCCCUAUUUCCAGGCCUGGCCCUGGUUUGUUCUCAUUUCCUUUCCUUACUGAGCCUCCCCCCAGGAAUGGGACGAUGUCUUUUACAGCUCUCCCUGCUUCCAGUGUAUCAGAAGCAUGCCAAGACAUUGCCCUCUCCCAGGGGUGAGGAGCAAAGUGCCCAAUGUGGAGACGAGAACUGAUCUGGUGCUGCUGCAGCUGAGGGGCACAGUGCAGGGCCACAGCCACGUGGGGACUGGGAUUGAACCCGGUGCAAGAAGCCCAGGAGGAAAUCCCAUCCCAAUGCUAUGGGGCAGAAACCCAAUGCUGCCCCCAAAAUCUUUCCCCACAGCCUCCAUCCUGCUGCCUUCCCCCCCAGUCCUCCUUCUCUCACCUUGCCUUCCUCCAUUGCAUCCAUCCUCCUCUCUGGUGCCUCUUGCUCCAUCUCUGGGCACUGCUUUCCCCUCCCCUCCUCCCUUCCCAACCCCUGAGCUCCAGCUAGUUUAGAUCUGCCCUGGGGUGAUGUAGGGGGGAACAGGGGCAGCACUGACCCCUCUCCAUACUCCCAGUUUGGCUCAGUCUGAGCCCUAUGGUUGGGAUGUCCCUCCCACACCCAGGGCUGCUGGCAGCAUCUGGCCCCACUCCAGAGAGGAGGAGGAGGUGGAAGAGGAGAUUCCCCCAUGGGCAGCACUGUGGUGCAAAAGGCUGAAAGGAGCUCUGGCCAGGAGCAGGGCCUUGUGUGGAGGUGGUGGGUGUGAGGAUGGCUGAGGAUGCUUUUGCCUAAAGAGCAGUGGGAUGUGAAGGCAAACAGUGGGAACAUUGCUCCUGGAGCGUGGUGGUGCUGCCCAGGCACUGCCCUGCUCUGCCUGUGAGCGUUGGGACCCAGCCCAUGCUGUGGUGAGCACAGCAUUUGAAUGCAGCCAACUGACCCCCAGGGCCUCAGGCAGUGCUGCAGAGCAGUGCUGGGGCUCACCAUGCAUCCUUGCUCAGUGCCAGGGUGUGCACAGUGCUGGGCAUGGCUCACACUGUCCGUUCUCUGCUCACCCUGCAGGACAGAUAUUGCCUAUAGCAAAAAAUUACCCUCCAUAGCAAAAAUACAACAAUCUCUACGGGCAGGACUCGUUCUGUGCCCUCCGUCCCAGCAUGACGAUACCCACAGUGCUCCUACAGCACCACAGGGCAGUUCCCUGCUCUGGUGCAGGGCUUUGGGAUGAGGGUCCCCUCUCCUCCUCCUGCUCAGUGAGCGAUGCCUUCACAUGGCUGUCCCAAAGCUCCAGGCCCACUCAGCCCCGUGCUGCAACGCACAGAGCCGGAACAAAGCCGUGCUGCCUCAAAUUCCUCCAGCGCCGGGCUCGGGGCUCUGUGCUGCUUUCAGUUCCUAAAGCCAGCUUCGCGCUGUGCCCUGUCGGCCCACUCCCACGCUCCAGCACGGGGUAUCUUGACAGAUUGUUUGGUGGUUUGUUUGUUUGUUUUCUAUUUUAUAAUAAAAGGAAAAAAAGCGAUUGCAAAGCAGAAAGGACCGUUUUGGGGGUACAUUUGGCAGUGAAAUCAGAGCUCGGGCUGGGAACCAGCAGGACAGCCUCCCUGCAGCCUCCCUGCGAUGCUCUCCAUGCACCGAACCCCGCACCACUCCUUCCUACACCAUCCCCCCGCUCACACCAAUGACUUUUAUUUUCGUACACGAAAAAGAAAACGCACAACGGAUUGGGAGCGUUAUUUUUCUGAACGCCACUUCGAAGAGUAAAAAUCUGAAAGCGUAAAUCCGGAGCAUCGUGGCAAAAUCCGGGCUCGGUUUAAAAACUAAAAGGGUUCUGCGAUUGUUUCUUUUCGUUUGUGAAAUAAUUCAACCCUCACCAAUAUUCCGGGCAGACGACCGCCGUUUAAUCUCAGCGGUCGCACAACGAACUGAGAUUCCGAGGGGGUGAGAGCGUUCGGCGCAACGUAACUAUCAAAUAUCCCCCGAAGACUUAAAGCAAACCACACGUGGCUGCUUCUCUCGCUGCCCCACUGCCCGCAGCCAUCGGUGCAGGACGGAGGACCGCAGCGCUUCGCAGUGCCAUUAAGCAUUCGUUAAAACAUUUACUCGAUGGGCCGUAACAAAGCGCCGGAGCCGCGGGCGCACGCAGAGACUCCAUCGGACGGUUCUGCGGUGCAAAACCGUCGCGUUCAGAGCCGCGCAGCCCUCAGUCCCCUCUCAUCGCACCUCUCUCGGGCAGAUGCUGGAGGUGGAAGGGCUGCAGCUUACCCCGCUUUCUGCCGUCGGUUCUGGGCGUUCCGAUUUCGGGUUCCCCUCUCGGCCCGGAGCGCAGUGCCCGGCCCGUGGCAUCAGAGCCUGAGGGAUGGAGGGGGAAAGCAACGUGAGCCAGAAGCUCGCAGCGAGGUCUGUAAGUCCUUGUAUGGCAGAAAUAAACGUAUUACACCGUUAUUAGA
Messenger RNA from Gallus gallus (chicken), 3951 nucleotides. RefSeq lists its product as uncharacterized. The record is from RefSeq and is a predicted model, not a curated record. The transcript has 7 exons. Bases 310 to 1329 code for a protein of 339 amino acids. NCBI's taxonomy places the organism in Eukaryota, Metazoa, Chordata, Aves, Galliformes, Phasianidae.